Emiliania huxleyi CCMP1516 is the source of this 2697-nucleotide messenger RNA. RefSeq names its product zinc phosphodiesterase. The coding region runs from base 1 to 2697 and encodes 898 amino acids. The record is from RefSeq and is a predicted model, not a curated record. NCBI's taxonomy places the organism in Eukaryota, Haptophyta, Isochrysidales, Noelaerhabdaceae. Gene Ontology annotation, molecular function: 3'-tRNA processing endoribonuclease activity. The transcript is spliced from 15 exons. Gene Ontology annotation, cellular component: mitochondrion. Gene Ontology annotation, biological process: mitochondrial tRNA 3'-end processing.
AUGUUCUGGCACCUGGACCCGAACUCGCACAAUCCCGACAGGAAUGGCUUGCAGACGAUCUCGCUCUUCCGCACGGCGCCCUUGGGAGGGCCUGCCGCCUGCCACAGCCAGACAGUGAACCUCCCGCUCACGCCACAACCAACCGCCCCGCCUGAUUCGCAGCGGCUGAGCGCCGAGCGCCGGCUCAAGCUGCACCGAGACCUCGACGCAGUCCUCCUCUCCUCGCUCGACGCCGCUGCGGUCGCCGGGCUGCCAGGCCUGCUGCUCAGCCUGGCGCACGCUGGUGUGAGGCGGCUCGUCGUCUUUGGUCCGGACGGCGUCCAGGCCUAUGUGGCCUCACUGAGCCUCUUUGCGCGCCUCGAGCCGCUGGUGGUGGAGGCGAACCGGGCGACUGCGGUCGCGAUCGACGGCGGCCUGGCGCUCACGUGGCACGCGGGCGGCGGCGUCGAACUGCGGCUCUGCUCCCUGCCGCUCGACGGGUGGCUCGCUGACGUUCCCACCGACACCGAAUCGGUGCCGGCUGCGAAACGUCGCCGCGUCGGCAGCGCCGCCGAGCGCGGCAGCGGCAGCGAGGGCGACGGCGGCCGUGGUGGUAAUAGUGGCAGCAGCAGCAGCAGCAGCAGCAGCAGCAGCAGCAGCAGCAGCAGCAGCAGUGGGGACAGCGACGGGGGCAGCAGCGCUGGUGGAAAAGCAAUGAGCAACGAGGCCUCGGGUGGCGCCGAAGGCGGCGGCCGCGACGACGACGGCGGCGACAGCGACGAGGGGAGCGACAGCAGCAGCAGCGACGACAGCAGCAGCACCAGUGACGAUGGCGACAGCGGCGAUGGUGAGAGCGGCGAUGGCGGCGGCGGCGGCGGCGACGAGAAGGGAGCUGUCGACGAGGCGGCGGUCUUCGAGAUACUCGUGCAGCACGGCGGCGGCGGACUCUCGGCGCUGCUGCCGGACUCGGCCCUCGCCGCGGGACGGCUCGCGGCAGUGACGCGCCUCGCCUUCCUCGUCGACGGGUGUGUCUUGCUGCGGGCGGACGCCCUUCCCCCAGCCGACGGGGCCAUCGCUUUUGGCCGGUCGGCGCGGCAGCAGAGGGCGCUGCGUCUUGCUGCUGGGCCGCACCUCUACCCUCCGUUUGGGGCGGCCGAGGGCGCCGAGGGCGGAGGGGUCGCUGGCGGCGAGGCGGCCUUGUCGCUGCCGCCGUCACUGAGCACAGCGCCACCGAUGACUCGCUUUGAGGUGCGGGCGUUGUGCGCGGGCGGCGCGUUCGUUGUGGGGGACGGGGCGACGCCGGAGGAGGAGGGGGAGGAGGAGGGGAAGGAGGAGGGGAAGGAGGAGGGGGAGGAGGAGGGGGAGGAGGAGGGGGAGGAGGAGGGGAAGGAGGAGGCCGCUUGUGCGGUGACGUCGGUGCCGCUGAAGGCCGAGGCGACCCCGCGCGACGCGACUCCUCGGCUCGAGCCGCCGCCUCCGCAGCGAGAGCUGCUCGCGUGUUUCCUCGGCACCGGCUGCGCGGCGCCCUCGACGUACCGCGCGCCCGCCGCCAUCUACCUCCACGCCUUUGAGCGCGGCGGGCUCCUGCUCGACGCGGGGGAGGGGUGCCUCGGCCAGCUCGGCCGCACCUUUGGCACGGCCGGCACCGCCGCAGUGCUCCGGCGCCUCACCGCAGUGUGGAUCUCGCACGCCCACGCGGACCACCACCUCGGCCUGCCGACGCUGCUCGCCGCCGUUGAGCGCGCACGCACGCCGCCAGCUCUGCCGCUUGGCGCGCGGCACGCCACGCCUCCUUUGCUCGUGAUCGGGCCUCACGCCAUCGGCCGGUGGCUGGAGCGGUACCAGGCCCGUGCGGGCGCCACCCUCCUCAUCCACGAGGCCACCUUCAGCGCCGAGCAGUCCGCCAUGGCGCUCCGCAAGCGGCACAGCUCCACCUCCGAGGCGCUCGGCGUCGCCGCCGCGAUGGGCGCCUACCGCACCGCGUCGGCAGCGUGGGCGAGCAGCUCGUCCAUCGUCGCCUACGACGGCCUCACCCUCAACCUGGCGGACCUGCCGCGGUGCACUGCCGCCGCGCCGCCCAUCGAGCGCUUCUUCAAGGCCGUCGCCGCCCGAGAGGCGACGGCGGCCGCCGCGGAGAGCGCGAGGCUGGCGGCGAGGUCCGUCUCGAUCGAGACGUCGCUCGAGGUGCAGAGGGCCAGGGCGGCGGCAGAGGCGGCGGGUGGACGCGCGCGGGCGGUCGGCGAGGCGGAGGUGGCUGGCGCGGGAGGGCCGGCGCGGGCCGCAGCGGAGGCGGAGGCGGAGGAGGGCGCGAUGGAGGCGGAGCAGGAGCCGGAGCCCGAGGCGGCGGCGGAGGCGGGGUCGGAGGCGGCGGCGGCGGGGCAGCCGAGGCGGCCACUGAAGCAUCGUCGCACCUCCGCUGCGCAGGGCGCGGCGCAGCUGGUGGCGGACGUCGAGGCGCUGGCGAGGGAGGGCGCCGACCGCGACUCGGCUGUGCGGAGCUGCGCCGCCACGCUCGACUGCAGCUUGCCCGCCCACCGCCCAGGGCAUCAAAUAUUUCAAAUGUCUAAGACGGAGAGCAUCUUUGCUGGAAAAUGUGUCACACCCGGCCCAGCCGCACUUCUCCUCACCCGUCCGGAGCUCGACCUGAUGCUGCGCCUGCUCAAGUGCGAGUCGCGCCAGAAGAUGCUCGAUGUCAGUCAGGGGCAGCGCCUGACAUAA